Molecule: messenger RNA, 1771 nt
Organism: Populus euphratica (Euphrates poplar)
Lineage: Eukaryota; Viridiplantae; Streptophyta; Magnoliopsida; Malpighiales; Salicaceae
Product: chromo domain cec-like protein
Exons: 2
Coding region: 218-1543 (441 amino acids)
Molecular function (GO): calmodulin binding
Source: RefSeq, a predicted model, not a curated record
UCCACAACCAAAGCCACCACCAUUUCUCCUUUUGUUUUGCGCAAUUCACUCUCCUUUAUCAAAUCCCAAUAACCAUAUUUCCUCUCCUUUCUUCAUAUACUCAUUUCUUUUGCUUUCUCAUGGCAUAGCAAUCAACAAUAUUACUCUUCCUAGCCCCAUUUCCUUGCCUUGAUCAAGGAUCUUUUAGAAGUUUUUGAGCUCAAAAAUUUGAAAAUAUAUGGCAACAAGUGCAACCAAUAGCACCUUGAAGAAGGAGAAGAAGGCCACACCCUCUUCACAUCCUCACACGAGUACUCGCAAGCAAGGAGUUUCAAGACCAGCCAGCCCUUCAUCAGGCUCCACGAAAAAGGAUAAUUCCAGCACCCCAUCAGGAAAACCUAUCCCAAACUACCUUAAGCCUACGUUUAGCUCAAGACCUGAGCCCUUAAAACAAGUUAAGAAAACUAGCCAUGAAGACACCACUCAAAAGCCAGCUCUUCUUAGAAGAAGAUCCUUUGAUAGGCCUCCAUCUCUUCAUCACCAGGUACAAAAACUAGACCCCUCAUCAGAUCCUAAAGAGAGACUGGGUCGGGACAGAAUAAUAGGCACUGCCCGAUCUUCAUCUUUUUCAUCAAAAAAUGUUACUUCACCAAAAACUGUUGUGGACAGGAAUGCCCCAACACAUAAGCCUGGAAAAUCUCACCAGCCACUGACUACAAGGACAAUAGGGAGGAGUAUUAGUCUCUCUAACAAGAAAGUGACCAAUGCUCCUCUUUUGCCGAAGGAGCCAGUUGGUCAUGAUGGAACUCUCAAUUUGGAUCUUGAAACCAUGCUGGAAAGCAAUGAAGAGUCUUUCUUGGCUAAUGAAACUGAAGAGAUACUGAAUGAUGUGAGCGAGGAACAAGUUCCUUCUGGUUCACCAAAGGCUGAAAAUGAGGAACUGCAUAUUGAUGCUGAAGAAACUGGAGUUAACAAUGGUGAAGAUGAGAAGCUCAUCAAGGGUUCUAACAUUCCCACUGUCGCUGGAGGAGAAAUUAAAGUCUCCGCAUUAGCAAAACCAGUUGAAGAAACAGAAACUGAGUUGCAUCAAGAAAACGAAGACCAACUUGAAGGAGAGGAGAACAAUGGCAAAUUAGAAGAAAGCAUCGACGCUAAUGCUAACCCUGAAGAGGGUAUCGCAGAUGAGGCCAAAGUUGAGGCUGUUGAUAAAGAAAGAGCGGAAGAGAACAUUGUGAAAGACAAUGCAGUUUCUGAUGAAGAACUUGUGGGUGAAGAAAAGAAGCAUGAAGACAUGAACCAAGGUAAUGAAGGAAGUGAGGAACUUAAGCCCCAUGAAGGACAAGAUCAGGUAGUGAAAAAUGCUCAUGAAGAAGAAAAAGCACCAGAUGCAGCUGAUUCGCAAAAUAAGCAAGUUGUACAAGGAAACAAGAAGGAAUCUCAUGCUGCAUACAAUGAUGUGAUCGAAGAGACUAAGAAUAAACUACUUGAGGAGAGAAAGAACAAGGUGAAGGCACUGGUUGGGGCUUUUGAGACAGUCAUAGACUAUGAAUCUGGUUCUAAAUAAACCUAACUGAUGACAACAUCCAGACAAUUCUCCACUGAAUUGGAGUAGCUGAAGCUUAUUUAAUUUCAAGGUUGCUGAUGUGUGGAUAUUGUUGUCUUUAGAAAAACAUUGCUGUUAAUGUUCUAGAAUACAUGACUCCAGUUUGUUUUCUGUUUUCCUUUUCAUGAUACAUAGCCACGAACAUGUACUUAAUCUGUGAAUUUUUUGUAUGAAAACGUUUGUUAUAGA